Molecule: messenger RNA, 599 nt
Organism: Salvelinus sp. IW2-2015
Lineage: Eukaryota; Metazoa; Chordata; Actinopteri; Salmoniformes; Salmonidae
Source: RefSeq, a predicted model, not a curated record
CGCACUCACUCAUCCGCCCCCUUUCUCUCCCUCUCUCUCUCUCUCUCGUGUUUUCCCCACACACCUCAAUAACGGUGCGUGCGAUAUAUUUGUGCAUAUAUUUUUAUGCACGGGGAUACAUUUUCAAUGGCUUUCGGCGAUCGUGGAUUAUACAUUAUAUUUCUGAACAGCAGUGGAAUAUUGGCUACCAUCGACUCCAAUUGUGAAUAGCGUAUUCCUUCUUUUCUGACUGGUGUGUGGUAUUUUUGUUGCAUGCCGAGAGACUGUCAAGACUCGAAGACCACGUUCAAUGCCGUUGGAACAUGUCCUAUGUUCCCUUUCAAGAUGCGAGGUGUGCCGUCCCCCCCUCCUAUCGCCCCCAUGCCCCUUCCUUUGCCGCUCCCUCCUACGACCACCCCGACUGGAACCCCCGUCUCUGUGUGAUCUCCGGAAAUCAGCUCUACAUGUUGGACCAGGAGGAGGUACACCCUUUGUUGAUGCGCGAGCGGCGCUCCGAGUUGCACAGGAACAAGCUGCUGCGGAGGACAGUCAGCGUUCCUGUUGAGGGGAGGCACCAUCCAGAGAUGGCUGCUGCGGAGGACAGUCAGCGUUCCUGUUGA